AUGGAAGCCGAAAGACAUUCGACGCCGCCCCCAAAAUCGGGCGCUGACAAGCCCGAUGAGCUCCAAAGGGGUCCGCUCACUCCCGAACAGCUGCGGAGAAUUGAGAUCAAUCGUAUGAAAGCCAAGGCGAUCCGUGAACAAAGAGAGGCCGAGGAAGCCAAAAAAAGAGCUGCAACACCCAGCAGUUUGAGUAGCACCAGCGGGGUAAAGCGAACAUAUUCUUCUAUGACGGCAGAGACACCUGCGACAUUACGAGAUGCGUCGGCGAACCGUCCACUCGAUGCGAUCAAGCCAGCCCGCAAUUUCACCAAGUAUGUGGAGUAUGACUUUAGCAAGAUGACCGACACGAAAGGAGGUUUCUUAACUCAGGAGGAUGAUCCAUACAACACGGCGUUGAAUGUCCGAGAUGGCAAGGAGGAGCAGAAACCUGCGCAUAUGACGCAGAAAGAAUGGGAACGACAGCAACUGCUCAACUCCCUUCGCCGAGACCGAGCAGGGCCGUUCGAACCCGGACUGAGCGUAUUAGAGGAUAAAAGCAAACAGAAAACGUGCCGGGAAUGUGGAAGUCUUGAGAUUGACUGGAAGUGGGAGGAGAUACUCCGAUGUUGUGUAUGCCAUGCUUGCAAGGAAAAGUACCCGGAGAAGUACAGUCUUCUGACGAAGACGGAAGCAAAGGAAGAUUAUCUGUUGACCGAUCCCGAACUCCGCGACGAAGAGCUUUUACCGCACCUGGAGCGACCGAACCCUCAUAAGUCGACUUGGAACAACAUGAUGCUCUAUCUACGAUACCAAGUUGAGGAAUACGCAUUCUCUCCAAAGAAAUGGGGUUCCCCAGAAGCGCUGGAUGCUGAAUUUGAACGACGAGAGAACGAGAAGAAGAGGCGGCGGGAGGCCAAAUUCAAGACCAAGUUGCAAGAUCUCAAGAAGCGCACCAGGGUUGAAGCAUACCGACGGAAUCGUCAAGGUGCGGCCGGGGGAAAUUUUGGCGAUGAUCUGGGGAAAGGUGGUCGACAUGUACAUCAAUGGGGCCGAGCUGUGGAAGAUCCUGAGACGGGAAUAGGGGUCAAGAAAUGUGUUGACUGUGGCAUGGAGAUUGAAGAACUGGAAUUCUAA
This is a messenger RNA of Aspergillus pseudoviridinutans, 1113 nucleotides long. It is a transcript of the gene rad14, whose product is annotated as DNA repair protein RAD14. The coding region runs from base 1 to 1113 and encodes 370 amino acids. Gene Ontology annotation, molecular function: damaged DNA binding. Gene Ontology annotation, cellular component: nucleotide-excision repair factor 1 complex. The transcript is spliced from 3 exons. The record is from RefSeq and is a predicted model, not a curated record. Gene Ontology annotation, biological process: UV-damage excision repair; base-excision repair; nucleotide-excision repair involved in interstrand cross-link repair. Lineage: Eukaryota; Fungi; Ascomycota; Eurotiomycetes; Eurotiales; Aspergillaceae.